AUGCCCUCGCCAUUGUUCACGGUGCUGGUGGUCGUGUGGGUGGCAUGCGGCACAGCGAUAGCGGCGUGGCUGCUGUGGGAUCGGCACAAGCAGUACGAGGAUCACAGGGAGGAGGCGCUAGGCUUGUGGUGCAAGGAGCGCGCCCUCACGCUGCAGCAACUCGUUCUGGCCCACGCGGGGCAGAUACAGACUCUGGCGGGGUUAAUCUCUGUGAUGGGAACGCCAGGGCGGCCGGGCAAGUGGGACAUGGGGUGGUGUUUGAACUGCAACUUGUGGAUGUCGUAUCUCACUCGCACCGCUCAAACCCGCCCGGGGAACACCGGUGCGCUCGCGUGUACGGUGGUGCGCGAUGCAGAGAGGGCGGCCUUUGAGCGGGAAUACGGCAGCAUCAGAGACAACACGCUGAUUGUCAGCGCCCACCGCCCCAUCUACUGUGCCAAGGUCCUCGAGCUCACAACGCUGUGGGCCACCAACGGCCCCAGCAACAUCGACAUGUUUCAGCGAUUCUCCUGGGCCAUCCCAUUGGUGGAGGCAGGAAGGCACUUCUAUACCUGGCCCUACCCCCUCGCUAACCCGCUCACUCAUGCCGGAUUCGGUGUGGUCUUUCCUCUCUUUCGCAACCUCCCCACCAACCACUCGAAUCAGUCAGCAGCAGGGCGAGCAGUUUACGGGUCACUAGCUGCUUCCGUUGACGUGACUUACAUUGCUCAGAAGGUCCUAGAAGAGCUGUAUGCGCCUGACCCAUCCAAGUCCUUUGAGCUAUACGACAUCACCGAUCCAACCACUCUCUCCGCCAUCGUCUCUCCAGUCCCUCCCCACGCCUACUUCCGCCCCGACGACAAGCUCCCCUACAUGCACCCCUCCCCAGAGUCCGAAACUCGUCCCUGGGAGCAUCGAGCCGUGGUGCCUUUGGAGGAGAUGGGAGGGGGGGUGAGAAAGUACGAGGUCUGGUGCAGCGCGUGGCAGCAGUGGGGCAUCCCCAUCCUCAUCGCCCUCUUCGCCCUCCUCCUCGUGCUGCUCGUGCUGGUAGCGGCCUGCCUGCAGCGCUCCAAGUUCUACCAGACCCAGCAGCAGGUGGCAGAGGCAGACCGGCUGAGACGGGAGGCGGAGGGAGCAGAGGCGUCAAAGAGCAUGUUCGUGGCGUGCAUGUCUCACGAGCUGCGGACGCCCAUGGUCGGGAUCAUUGGGAUGAUUGACGCUCAAGCAGACAUGGGCCUGAACGCCUCUCAGCUAGCAGACCUGCUAAUGGCCGGGGCAUCGGCAAAAGAUGCACUGCAUCUGGUCAACCGCGUGUUGGACCUGGCGAAGCUGGAGGCAGGCAAGGCGGUGGUGGAUGAGGCGGUGAUUGACGUGCGGGAGUGGCUUAGUACCACUCUGGGUUGGCACGCAGAGGCGGCACAUUCCAAAGGCAUUGAGCUAGCAUCACUUUGUCCCAUGUAUCUUGCCUCAUUCUCGUGUCAAACUUCCACCCUCCUUCGUUCCCAUGCAGUGAGCGCCAUUGUGGGAGACGACUGCCCCACACAUGUCAUUGUGGACCCCAUGCAUCUCAGCACCAUGAUCAAGGAGAUCACAGGUGGGCCCGCGGAUAAGAGUGGUGAUGUGCGAUGA
Messenger RNA from Closterium sp. NIES-65, 1608 nucleotides. The record is from the annotation of a GenBank genome assembly. NCBI's taxonomy places the organism in Eukaryota, Viridiplantae, Streptophyta, Zygnematophyceae, Desmidiales, Closteriaceae.